Molecule: messenger RNA, 1272 nt
Organism: Magnolia sinica
Lineage: Eukaryota; Viridiplantae; Streptophyta; Magnoliopsida; Magnoliales; Magnoliaceae
Exons: 3
Coding region: 646-1272 (208 amino acids)
Source: RefSeq, a predicted model, not a curated record
AGAUGAUGAAUGCCAAUUGUGAUUGAUUAUGUAAUUGUUUAAGUAUAGGACAAUCAGUUGCCCAUUUGAGAAUUUUUAUGUGGCCAAGCAUAGAUAUAGUGUGCUUUUGGAGGCAUAAAAAUUCUCAAAUUGUCCCACGUUUGGACAAUUCAAGGCUGGAUAGAUUGGAAUGCUUUUGGUUACCUGAUUUAAAUGCACAUGCUAGUUCUGCGUUGUAUCUAUCCUUUUCUCUCUGGUUACGUUUCUUAUAUUUAUUUCUAAUAUCAAAUAUCCUCACAUUAUGUGGAUACUUGACAUGGGAAUCAAAUGCAAGAUCAACGUAUUCGGAGAGACAUGGGGAGAUGCUGUCGGAAUUUCAGUGUGGGCAUUUAAAUGGGAACAUGAAAAUAUUACAAUCUAUCCAGUCUUGGAUGGGUGACUGAUUUAGUUAGUCAGUUAAAGAUACCAUUAGAGAUUCUAUUAGAUGCCUAAAUCGUCGUUGCUUGUGGGGUGAGCAAUAAUGGUGCUUGUUUCAUUAUAAUUUGUCUCUUUAGUACUCUUCCUUAAAUUUCUCUUAUACCCAUUCUAGUUUAUCUCUCCUAGGAAGCUUUAUCGGGCUCACGUUGUAUUUCAACUAACUUGUCGAAGUAGCCGAGGAACAUAGUGAUGGAUAAGAGUUGGAUUCAUUUGUCAAGGGUAAGCAAUGCAUACGUAAGUGGAGCUAAGGAAUUCCUAGACUUUGCAUUUACAAAUACAAGUGAUAGAGGGAGGAUCCUAUGUCCAUGUAAGAACUGCAAUAACAACUUCUGGGUAUCUCGACAAGAAGCAUACGAUCAUAUCGUGUGUGACGGAUUUAAUACGAGUUAUACUCAUUGGCAUUUUCAUGGGGAAGCCACGUCUUCUUCUAUGCCUAAUCUGGAUCCAAACGAUGAUAUGCACGAAUUGUUACAUGAUGCAUUUGAUUUUUCGGGUCCGGAUGAUCAAGAGAGUGAUGCAACAUAUAGACCUACACAGGGGCUUAAUACUGAAGCACAACAAUUUUUCAAAUUAGUAGAAGACGCCGAUAAGGAAUUGUACCCAGGCUGCAAGAAGUUUAGUAAGCUUUCUUUCGUUAUUCGACUAUAUCACAUAAAGUGCCUUGGUGGAUGGAGUAACAAGUCAUUCACGAUGUUACUUGAAUUGCUAAAAGAUGCACUUCCCGAAGGUGAAACCUUACCAAGGUCUUUCUAUGAAACCAAGAAGAUUAUUGGGGAAUUGGGCCUAAAAUACAAUAAAAUUGAUAUGACGAGGUGA